Hyla sarda is the source of this 2056-nucleotide messenger RNA. RefSeq lists its product as uncharacterized. Bases 179 to 961 code for a protein of 260 amino acids. The record is from RefSeq and is a predicted model, not a curated record. The transcript has 8 exons. Lineage: Eukaryota; Metazoa; Chordata; Amphibia; Anura; Hylidae.
UGCAGAUUAGCAGCCAUUGGCUGACUAGCAUCUAGCUCAGCUGCAUCAUCCGGCUGUUACUACAUUCUCAGACAGAAAAUACACACAGCAUUCCUGGUGAUGUGCAGCCCAAACCCAAUCGCUUUAUAUCGUUGAAAGGAUUUUAAUUCUGUCACUGUGUUUUGUGCCUUGGUUAAGGAUGGCAGCUGUGAGUCAGUCGCAGCCCCUGCGCCAGCCCUGCCUCUACCAUUCAAGUAGCAAAGUCAUUGUGAACGUGAAGAAACCUUUGCAGCCAAUUCAUAUGAGUUUCAAGCAAGUGGCACUGGAAAUGUUUUGUCUGUGUUCGCAGCUUGAUAUACUGAUCAGAGGAGAAGUCCAGCAUUUGCAGGACCAAGCGGUAGAUGAUCUAAUCCUUGAAGAAUCGGACAUAUUUCACUCAUUAGGUUCUGAAAUUCUUGAACAAAUGAAAGAUUGUUUAAGCCACUUACCAGCACCAGGACCCUGCUUAGAGGACUAUCUUGACACUUCAGGGUUAUCUGUUCUCUUCCCAAGGGUUGAAAUAUACAUUAUACAUGAAAGACCUGUUGAUAUUUUAGAAAGACCUCCAAUGGAUGACUACUAUGCUCAUAUUGGAAAACUUAACCAGCUUUUGGUUUUGAGUCAACAACUUGAAGAUGACGUUAAGCACUUAGGAAGCCAUAAAUAUGUAGCUCAUCAGUUGUCAGUUCUCUACAAAGUUCUCAGUUAUUUUAAUGGAUGUCUAUAUUUAGAUGUUCUAAAGAGAGAUAUUGAAACCAACUUUAAGUCUGUGAAAUCUGCAUUGACUACAAGUGAGGGAUCAAGACAGGAACCGCUCUUACCAGGACAUCUUCUUACAUGGUUACUUGGUCUAACUCAAACAAUUAUUACAACAGUCUCCUUACUUCCUGAAGAACUUACUGGUGAAAUAAUGUCUGUUUUGGCUUUCUCUUUGUCAUACUGAUUAUCAGCAGUUAGUUGAGCCCAUCUAAAGAGUACUGCAGCCUUAGACAACAGGGUUGUGGAAAUUUUAUUUAAAAAAAACUACUUGUCCAAGGGACUUAAAUGGAGCAAAAUCUACUUGUCCUGGUACACAAAAUAAUUUUAACCAAAAUAGUCAGUAAAAAUGUCUUUAUUAGUGUAUUAUUUUUUUGCCCUUUUUUGUUUUUUUCCUCCUCGCCCUAUAAUAGCCAUAACUCCCUGUGAUCCUGCAGGUAGGGCAUAAGUUGUCUAAGGCUUCAGUACUCCUUUUUAAGUGUUUUCUGAACCAUCCUAGGAUUCUCCCGAUGUGUUCAUGUAGAAAAUGAACACCUUUGACAAAUGUGAUGGCUCAAAAAUGUAAUUUUGUGCUUAAAGGGGUACUUUGGCCCUAAUACAUCUUAUCCCCAUUCCAAAGGAUAGGGGUUAAGAUGUCUGAUCGCGGGGGUCUCGCCGCUGUCUUGCAUUGAGGGGGAGGGGCGUGACGUCACACGGGGGGGCUGAGUCGUGGCGUCAUGAUACUCCGGCCCCGUGGUCGUCAAACUGCACACUCAAGGCCUCCAGCGCUGCAGAGAGCACUCAAAGAUGGGUGCUGAAUGACAGAUUGCGGGGGUCCCCAGUGGCGGGACCCCCGCAAUCAGACAUCUUACCUUUGGAUAGGGGAUAAGAUGUAUUAGGGCCGGAGUACCCCUUUUGAAUGUAACAAUAAAAUAUAAUAAAAUGAUGUUCAACAUAAGUCACGUUACAAAUGCUAUUGAGAUAACCAUAAUGUCCCAAUGAGCAGCUUAAAUGGAAGUCCACUAUGUAUUACAUUGCCAGAUUGAGCAGGCUUCAUACAAGUAGUUUUGGGCCACGAAACCAAAGCUGCAUAAAGACAGACUAACUGCUUAGUGUCCCAAAUUCAGAUGACAAGUGAGAUUUUUUUACUUACAAUUCACAGCGUUUAUAGUAUCAGCCUCGAGUGGCUAUACCCUCAAAGGAGUAGUCCAGUGGUGAACAACUUCUCCCCUAUCCUCAGGAUAGGGGAUAAGUUGCAGAUCGUGGGGGGUCCGACCGCUGGGGCCCCCCCCCCCGAGAUCUC